AUGGGGUGUUCAGACUAUGUUGUACUUAUGAAAGAGCCUCAAAAAUUCAUUAGUGCGUUUGAGAGAGUUAUUCACUUGGGAAAUGUUAGGAGAAGCAAUAGGAAGAUAGUCUUUUUACCAUAUGAUGCGAAUUCAAUCGACGCCAACUUAGCCUCGAAAACGUUUUCUUUGAAAGGAAGUGCUUUUGUUGCGAACAUAUUAAUGGUUGCGUAUUCUAACAAGAGUGAUCAAGCAUGUGUGCAAUUUGACAUGAUUACUCAUACCUUUGUUGGUACUGAUGAUCAAGUGCAUACACCAUUGUACUUAGAUCGAUGGAAUACUUGUACUAAACAGUUCGAAAAACAAACGAAUCUAUUUCCACAUGAUAUGAAGAAUUUGCAUGGCAAAACAUUAAAAGUGGCUUCUUUCAACUAUAAACCUUACGCUUUGGUAAACUUGGAUACCGCUGUCGAACCCCUUGGGAGAGAUGGCAUUGAAAUUAGGAUAGUUAAUGAAUUUUGUAGGUUGAUAAACUGCACGAUUGAAAUAAUACAAGAAGAAGUCGAUCAAUGGGGCGAAGUUUAUGAAAAUGAAACUGAUGGAGUUGGUAUCAUUGGUAGUGUUGUGGCAGAUCGCGCUGAUAUGGCAUUAGCUGGACUUUGCUCUUGGUAUGAAGAAUGGAGAGUACUAGACUUUUCGGCUUCAGUAUCUCUCUUUGAAUCUGGUGUAUCUUGGAAGGUACGGAGGGUUACCGGAUGGCUUCUGAUACUUGGAUCAAUUCUUAGUUGCGUGUAUGGCGUUGGUCUUGCAGCCACAUUUACUGUGCCCACAUAUGAACCGUCAAUUGAUACCAUUCAAGACAUUGUGGAUAGACGUAUGAUAUGGGGUGCUACCCAUGACGCCUGGAUAUUCUCACUCACUUCAUCUACAGAACCUUUAGUUAAACAGCUUGUGAGUCAAUUCAGAACCUAUUCAUUUGAUGAAUUAAAAGCAUUAAGUUUUACAAGAAGUAUAGCCUUUGGUAUUGAGAAAUUACCAGCCGGUAACUUUGCCAUUCAAGAAUAUUUAACAAAAGAAGCUGUUUUAGAUAUGAUGGUUAUGUUGGAAGACUUUUAUCACGAACAAGUUGUAAUAAUGAUGCGAAAGAGUUCACCUUACACAGAAAAAAUCAGCCAAUUGGUCGGUAGACUUCAUCAGUCUGGCUUACUUCUGGCUUGGGAGACACAAGUAGCAUUAAAACAUCUAAACUACAAAGUGCAGUUAGAAGUAAGGCUAUCUCGAUUAAAAAACGGAGGCGUUAUGAAAGCCCUUAACGCUAGUAAUGUUGUGGGUAUUUACAUGAUGUACCUGAUAGGAGUUGUUCUUUCUACUUCUAUUUUUAUAGGAGAACAUAUAUUGCAUCACCGGAAGAUAAGAAAAGAACCUUUUUUACUUACGACAUCCGCUGAGUUUGUUUGGAAACAUCACAAUAAUGAAGAAUUGCCUGUGGUUCUAGAAGAUGUGCAUAGAAAAUGUCCUAAUAUAACGCGGGUAUAUGCUUUAACUGAACCAUCUGUUUGUGGUGUCCCUUUAUAUGUUAUAGAAUUUUCAGAAAAACCUGGUAUUCAUCAACCAUAUAUACCUGAAGUAAAGUAUGUGGGAAAUAUACACGGAAACGAAGUACUGGGACGUGAAUUACUAUUGGGGUUGGCUCAUUAUUUAUGCGAUCAGUUUAUUAAUAAUAAUCGUGAAAUUCGGGCUUUAAUUCACUCUACUCGGAUCCAUCUGUUACCUUCUAUGAAUCCUGAUGGUUGGCAAGCAUCUACAGACACAGGUGGACUAGAUUAUUUAAUUGGCCGUACAAAUAAUCACUCAGUAGAUUUGAACAGGAAUUUCCCAGAUUUGGAUGCUAUUACAUUUGAAUUUGAACGUCAAGGAAUUAAUCACAAUAAUCAUUUGCUGAAGGAUUUAACACGGCUUGCAGCACCGUUGGAACCGGAAACACGAGCUGUUAUGCGUUGGAUCAUGUCAGUACCAUUUGCGUUGAGUGCUGCGAUGCACGGAGGUGAUCUUGUGGCAAACUAUCCUUAUGAUGAAAGUCGAAGUGGAGCACCAGCCUCUGAAUAUUCAGCUAGUCCUGAUGAUGAUACUUUCAGGGAAAUAGCCAUGACAUAUGCUGAGAAUCAUGCUGAUAUGGCAUCAUCCCAUCGUCGAGGUUGUCACACUACCAGUGCAGAUGAUUCUGAGACAUACAAUUUUGGUAAACAGGGAGGUGUAACAAAUGGUGCUGCUUGGUACAGCCUUAAGGGAGGUAUGCAAGACUUUAACUAUUUAGCUACAAACGCAUUUGAGAUAACUCUUGAACUUGGCUGUGAGAAAUAUCCCCCUCAACAUGACCUGGAGAAGGAAUGGGAAAGAAACCGUGACGCGUUGAUAGCGUACUUGUGGAAGGGACAUAUUGGCAUCAAGGGAUUAGUGACCGACGAUUCUGGAUUUAUUCAAAAUGCAAUAAUUUCGGUCGUUAAUAUUACUGGGCCUGUGCCACGACCAAUUCGUCACGACGUCACCACAGGAUCAUAUGGAGACUAUUACCGCUUGCUCACCCCGGGCCACUACGAAGUCACAGCCAGUCACCCCGGUUACUUCCCGGUAUCACGGAUAGUCACCGUUCCAAGGCGUCAAAAUGUAGCUCAUGUAGUCAACUUCAAACUUGAGCCCACGACGAGUUGGUUCGAUGACGAAACUACAUUAGGUAUCUACCCUCACGGACUGCGCGAAGGUCAACCCCGGAUUUACAAGCGAUCUCUAUACGAACGAGUAGCCAAUUCCAUGCUAGAACGUAAAGACACAGCCAAGCAAUAA
Messenger RNA from Arctia plantaginis, 2820 nucleotides. Lineage: Eukaryota; Metazoa; Arthropoda; Insecta; Lepidoptera; Erebidae. The record is from the annotation of a GenBank genome assembly.